AUGGCGAAAGGAACACGUUCGCUGGCUGAUCAGCUGGCUGAUUUUGAAGACCCUACACCUAAGGAUUUUGACCCCGAGGACAUCGAGAACGGUGGCCAGUCAAGCGAUGACGACGAUGUCGAGACGCCUGAUGAGAACGCAGGACGGGAGCAUUAUCAAGCUGUGGGCAAAGGAAAACUCCGCAAGGAAGACCCCGUCGCCCUAGGAAAACAAUACGAAGGCGCCCAUGUCAGCAGAGACGCCCUAGGCGCCGACAGCGAUGAUGACCCUUUCGCAGCUCGCUCCGAUGAAGACUCCGGCUCCGAGGAGAGCGGAUCUGAAGAAGGUUCAGAUCUAGGCUCUGAAGCGGAUUCAGAAGAAGCAGGCGACGAUGACGAGGAUGAAUUGGAUCAGGGGAACUCUGAUGAAGACGACGAGGACGAAAGCGAGGAAUCUGAGGAGGAGGCGCCACGCCCGAAGAAGUCAAACAAGAGCAAGAAGAGUGUCGAAAUAAGUGUCCCCACCUCGGGUGAUCGCGAUGAACUCCGCAGAUUGAUGGCCACAGACCAAAAGUCCAUUGCCGCGACGAUUUCUUCAGCAGCCAAGGCCGAUGCCACCAAGGGCAAGGCCGUUAAGGAGCAACGUGCUACCUUCGAUGCCUUACUGAACACCCGUAUCAAGCUCCAGAGUGGAUUGACGGCUGUGAACAGCAUCGCUUCUUUGGAAUCUAACGAAAGAGCAGACGGCGAUGACGAGAUGGUUGACGAGGAAGCUAUCAAGUCAGCAGAAUCAGCAGCCCUCGCAUUAUGGUCGACUCUCGAAGGUCUGCGAUCUGCCUUGGCCGACGCCAACUCCAAAGACGACAGCAAGAAGCGCAAGAGACCUUCCCCCACCUCCACCACCACUGCCACCGCCUCUCUCUGGGAGCGUAUGUCCGAAUUGGAAUCUGAAUCCCUCUCCCACCGCCGCUCCAUCCUCGACAAAUGGUCCUCCAAGGUUCGCGGCACCUCCGCAGCUGGCCCCAACUCCCGAGGCAAGCUCCUUGGCGCUGCAGGCCGUCAGCAAACCAUCACAGCUGUCCUGGACGCCCAAAUCGCAACAGAGAUCGGCGAACGAUCCUCCAAGCGCGCCCGCUUUUCCGACGAGCAAGAACCCCUCUACGACGACGGCGCUUUCUACCAGUCCCUUCUGCGCGACCUCGUUGAGCAGCGCAUGUCCUCCUCCGAGGCUAUGACCAACGGUCUCGAUUUGCACCACUUGCCAUCCCGCCUGCCGAUCCACCCUGUCACUGGUAUGCGCAACGACAAGGUCAAGCGAGACGUCGAUACCCGCGCCUCCAAGGGCCGUAAGAUGCGCUACACUGUCCAUGAGAAGCUGCAGAACUUCAUGGCCCCAGAUGAUCGGGCGUCGUGGACCACGCGCGCGCGUGAUGAGUUCUUCGCUUCUCUUCUUGGUCGAACGGCUAGUGGUGUUCUUGGUGAGGGUGAUGAGAGUGGCAGCGAGGCGGAGGAUGACCGUGAGGAAGGUGGUUUGCGACUGUUCCGAAACUAG
This is a messenger RNA of Penicillium antarcticum, 1530 nucleotides long. Its product is annotated as AATF family protein. Gene Ontology annotation, biological process: maturation of SSU-rRNA from tricistronic rRNA transcript (SSU-rRNA, 5.8S rRNA, LSU-rRNA). NCBI's taxonomy places the organism in Eukaryota, Fungi, Ascomycota, Eurotiomycetes, Eurotiales, Aspergillaceae. The record is from RefSeq and is a predicted model, not a curated record. Gene Ontology annotation, cellular component: nucleus; nucleolus. The coding region runs from base 1 to 1530 and encodes 509 amino acids. The transcript is spliced from 3 exons.